Messenger RNA from Coffea eugenioides, 1661 nucleotides. RefSeq names its product ELL-associated factor 2-like. Lineage: Eukaryota; Viridiplantae; Streptophyta; Magnoliopsida; Gentianales; Rubiaceae. Gene Ontology annotation, cellular component: super elongation complex. The transcript has 4 exons. The record is from RefSeq and is a predicted model, not a curated record. Gene Ontology annotation, biological process: regulation of transcription elongation by RNA polymerase II; positive regulation of DNA-templated transcription. Gene Ontology annotation, molecular function: transcription elongation factor activity. The coding region runs from base 222 to 1220 and encodes 332 amino acids.
UCGCCGGCGCAUAGUCCGGAGACACCAAACCGAGCCUCCAACGCUUCAUGGACCAUGGACCCAGGAAGAAACCCACGGUCUAUCACCAUCUUCUUCUUCUCCCCAAUCAUACUUCAGUUCUCAAAAAUUACAGAGCCCCCGAAUUUUUGUUAUGAGCCUCUCUAUUAAUCAACUUUUCAUCAUUAACGUAUCAUUUCUUUGAUAAAAAAAAAAAGAAGAAGAUGGCAAACAUCAAUAAAAACGAGCCCAGCACGGCCCCACUGCCCGAUCGAUGGUACAAUUUAACCCUAGGCUCCUCAUUCAAAGACCACCAGCCUUCUUCCAAGUUCUGCACUUUACGAUAUGAAUUUAAACCCGCAUCAAUUGAUAAGAAUCAACCGGGAACAUUGCACAAGAACAAGGACAAUAGAAUUACGGUUGAAUUUCAAAACAAUCAAGCAGGGAAGCCCAAGGUCACGUUUGAGGGCAGCAGUGAGGAUUACAAGGAGAACGACGCCGUUUUGUUCUUCGACGGUGAGUCUUUUCGGCUUGAGCGCCUCCACCGGGCGGUCAAGCGGCUGAGGCAUGUAAGGCUGCCUGGCGAAUCUGCGUCUGCUGCUGUGGCGGCGGCAGCGGCUGCUGGUAGUUCGUCGGCUUCAGGUGGACCAGCUGUUGAGGCUGGCUCGCCGCCUGUUGCAAAGGGGAAUAAAUUGCCUUUCAACAAAACCACAAUUCCGGCUGUCCCGGUUGAGGUGGAAAGGAUUGAAAUUGGAGGGUUCAAAAGCUCAGGUGCAGAUGCAAAACCCAGGAAUGAGAAAGUUGAUGACCAUCCUCCUGUUCAAGAAAAUGAAUCAAAUGCAUCACCUGACAAGAUGGAUGAUCUGGUGGAACAAUUGGAUAUAUUGAAUGACGAUGAUGAUGAUGUAGCAAAUGGAGGAAAUAAUGACGUGAAAGAGUAUCAUACAGGAAUCGAUAUUAAUAUACCGCAUCAAAAUGAUACAGAUGAUGAGAUAGCUGAUGUGGAUGCUAGUGAUGAUGAAGCUGAUAAGGGACGUAAUGCUGCAGAAGCCCUUCGAGCACAGGUGAAUGCAGAGGAAAGGGAGGAGCAAACUUCAAGCUCUAGCGGUAGUAGUGGGAGCGAGAGCAGUAGAAGCGGAAGUGGGAGUGGAAGUGGCAGUGGGAGUGGGAGCAGCAGUAGUGAUAGUGACAGCAGUGACGAUGACUCAGUUAAUUCUAUUUGAUGAUUGAAAGUUGGCUAUUGAUAAUGAACGCUAGUCGCUGCAAACGUAGGAACCACUGCAGACAUUAGCAAGGUUGCUUGUUGGGUAGGUGUUCUGUAAAACUGUAUGACGGGUACUAUGCUGAAUGGCAUCUUCAGAGUUUCGAGAGGAGGCAUCUUAACCACUAGGAUUUGGGGUGGUAAAAUUUUGUCUCAUAGUUUUAAUUUCGUUAAUUAUUUUCGGAGUGUUGAGCUUGAUCCAAAUUAUGUGCUGUCGGACGAGUUACGCUCGGUGCUCUGUCAAAAGCAGUGGAGGAGAAUGUGAUUAUUAUAUGUAAUCCCAAUGGUUUUAGAAUUCAAUGGGGUGUAUGGAUGGGACUUUAUAUUUGUGCCUUUGGUUCAUGUAUAGCUACAAUCAAUUAAGCUCCACAAAAGAUGGAUACAUCCCCAGUCUUACGAGUCA